Messenger RNA from Pelodiscus sinensis (Chinese soft-shelled turtle), 903 nucleotides. Its product is annotated as olfactory receptor 4D9-like. NCBI's taxonomy places the organism in Eukaryota, Metazoa, Chordata, Testudines, Trionychidae. Gene Ontology annotation, molecular function: olfactory receptor activity; G protein-coupled receptor activity. The record is from RefSeq and is a predicted model, not a curated record. Gene Ontology annotation, cellular component: membrane. Gene Ontology annotation, biological process: G protein-coupled receptor signaling pathway.
AUGGAGCAGGAGAACCGCACCACGGCCGUGACUGAAUUUGUCCUCUUGGGCCUCACCCAAAGCCCCGCACUGCAGGGGAUCCUUUUUGUUGUCUUCACCGUUAUCUACCUGACGACCUGGCUGGGAAACGUCACCAUCAUCACGGCCGUGAUCUCUGACCCCCAGCUCCACACUCCCAUGUACUUCCUGCUGGCCAACCUGGCCUUCAUUGACGUGAGCGACUCCACCGUCAGCGUGCCGAAGCUGCUGUCGGGUCUCCUCUCCCCGCGCAAAACCAUCUCCUUCCACGAGUGCCUCCUCCAGAUGUUCUUCUUCCACUGCAUUGCCGGCGCCAUGGUCUUCCUGCUGGUGGUGAUGGCUGCCGAUCGGUAUGUGGCCAUCCAUAAGCCACUGCAGUACUUGACUAUCAUGAACCGGGGCGUGUGUGUGGGGCUGGUGGCGGGCACGUGGCUGGGUGGCGUGGCUCAUUCCAUCGUUCAGAUUGGACUGGUUCUCCAGCUCCCGUUCUGUGGGCCGAACGUCCUGGACAAUUUCUACUGCGACGUCCCCCAAGUCAUCAAACUGGCCUGCACAGACACCUACCUCUUCGAGCUGCUGACGGUCUCCCACAACGGGGUGAUUGUCAUCCUCAUCUUCCUCCUCCUGCUCAUGUCCUACACCGUCAUCUUGCUCAAGAUCAGGAUGCACCUCACGGAAGGGAAGCGCAAGGCGCUGUCCACCUGCGGCACCCAGAUCACAGUGGUGUGUUUAAUCUUCGUGCCCUGCAUCUUUGUCUACGCAAGGCCCUUCCGGAAAUUCCCCGUGGACAAGGUGGUCUCGGUCCUGUACACGGUGAAGAUGCGGAGGGCCAUCCGGAGACUCGCAGGCAGGGUGAUCUCCUCAGGGAGGGAAAUAGAGACAUAA